GGAGGAGGAGGAGGAGGGGGAGGAGACUAGUACUUUUCUCUGAAUGUAGUCCUCUGAUCGCUGUCAGUGUGACUGUGCCGACCUACCGGUUUACAACGCGUUAGCCCCGGCUUCUCCAGCACCUCUCAGACAGAACCAUGAAGAUCUGGACUUCAGAGCACAUAUUCAACCAUCCUUGGGAGACUGUGACCAAGGCUGCUAUGCAGAAGUACCCCAACCCCAUGAACCCCAGUGUGAUCGGAGUGGAUGUUCUGGACAGAAACAUCGACAAACAGGGACGCCUCCACAGUAAAAGGCUGCUCAGCACAGAGUGGGGUCUUCCAUCCAUAGUCAAAUCUAUCAUUGGAAACGCACGGACGUACACGUAUGUUCAGGAGCAAUCGGUGGUGGAUCCCAAAGAGAAAACGUUCGAACUUCAGUCUACAAAUAUCACAUUCACAAACAUGGUGUCUGUGGAUGAAAAGUUAACGUACAAACCACACCCCCAAGAUCCAGAGAAAACGGUACUGACUCAGGAGGCCAUUAUCUCUGUGAAAGGGGUCAGUCUCAGCAGUUACCUGGAGGGAGUUUUGGCCAGUACCAUCUCUGCAAAUGCUGGAAAGGGCCGUGAAGCCAUGGAGUUGGUAAUCAGGCGACUGAACGCAGAAAUCGAGGAGCUGGCCGCCACAGCGCGGGGGACCAUGCGCACCCCGAUGGCCGCUGCAGUCACUGAGAAAUGACACAUGCCUCUGUUGUCCAGCAGUGUCUGAGCGAAACCAGUACGACCAGCAUCCCUUCCUGGAUGCUGUUUUGGUGCUCUGGGGUUUUUUUGUAUUAUUUAAAGUUACAAUCCAACCAUCUGGUUCACUUGACUAUCUACAUUAGAUAUAUUUUAAGCAGCAGGCUGCAGCAUGAGGAGGUCCUGUUGAGUGAUUUCAGCGGAUGCCGUCUGGCAGGACUGCAGAGAUUAGAACUAUGUGGCACACUGGUACAAGUUUGAACAUCGUUUGUUCUCGGACGCGUGUGGCACUGGCAGAAAUGUAGCCGUGGGCGAACUGGAAACAUCCAAACAAUGAAAAGUGCCAAAGCGGACACUGCUUUUUGUCCAGCGUCUUCAAACCUUUGCCAGAUGUGUUUUCAUCUGGAAAACGACCUCAGAAUGUGUGCGAGUCUCCUCUAUCAUGAACUCUGUUCGAAGUGACAGGGUCAAAAGAAAAACAGUUUAUGGUAAGAUGUACAGGAGAACUGUACUGUAAUGACUGCUUGUGUUUAGGUACGAUGGCUGAAAGUCAACAGAUUACAGGGGUGGUGGUCACAUGCAGUGUAUGUCAAGGGCACAUGUGCUCAGAUCAGAGGAAAUCUCAGUGGGGUUUAUUUGUGUAAGCGGGCCAUCUCAACAAGGUUUUUCUGUGGGACCUCAGUAAUAACAAGACACUGUACCAGGCAGCGUGUGUUGGCCUGAUUAUAAACUGUAUUGUUGUUAUGUAAUAACUAAUAUUGUUAUUAAGGUAUAAGUGAAAUGAAGGGAUCAAGCUACUUGCCAUAUUUAUGUUUUUGAUGUAGAAGGCCUUCUCAAAUGCAAACUCAUUACAACACAGAUGUAAACGGUAAAAACUUCAUUUACUCAACCUUGAACUUGUUUGCUGAACUGAAGCAGGUUUAUACCUGUGAAGGUUCUUGGUCAUCCAGGCCAUGGUAUAUCAAAAAAAAAAGGUCAAACUGAGGCAGCUGGACUUGUAGUGUUUCCUCUUACAAGUCCACUCACACUUGUUUCAGCUUAUUUAUUUUAUUUUAUUUUUAUUAUUAUUUUUAGAUAUUAAGAAGUUUUAUCAACAUAUAAGCCUCUCAGCACGUUCUUUCAAUAAGAAGACCUCAAGACCAUUACAUGCACUUUUACUUGCACUUACAAACUUAUCUAUUCUAAGAAGAAAAAGCUGCUACACCUGCUGAGGGAGCUGACAAUAUGAGCAUGUAUCUGGGAAGGUCUUUUUUUCAUACAGUGGACAGCAGUAUGGUGAUGGUGAACGAACAACAAACUAGUUUCUUUAAAAUAUCUUUUUUUUUUAACCUGUAACAGGAAUAUUUAUUUUAAUAGUUUUCUUUGAAUGAGUGAGUUAUUUAUGGUGUGAUGUCACAUAACUAACCAGAAAGUGUACUUUAUGUUUUUUUUUUGUUUUUUGUUUUUUUUUUUUGUCUAGGUGCCAGUGAUAAAAAGAAAUUCUCUGAACAAAUGCAAAAUGUGGCAAUAAAAUAUUUUAACUUGGAAGUGAUUUAUUUUUUUAUUUAAGGUGAGAUAAAAAAUAACACAUGUCUGGAUUAAUCUAAAAAAUGAAGUGUCCUUUUUUUAAAGUUAGCAUUCAAUACAGAUUUUAAUUCAAACUGUUUUUAAUGAGGAAUAGGUCAAAUUCAUGAUUAUUUAUAUUAAAACCUGGCUGAAGUGAAAGUCAAUCACGGUCAUUGAAUGUAUUAGAGCAGUCGUUUAGCUAAAGGCCAUUAAAAUAGAUUUUUACAUAAAUAAAUGGUUUAAACACUGAAGCAGUUGGUCUACAUGCAGGGAGCAUACGAAAGAUGUUGCCUCUUUUCUGCCACACUGAGGCCAAAUGCUAGUCCUACAAUUUCAUGUGGUGAAAAAAUUAAUGAAAUGUUUGAUGUGAAUUCUGGGUGCCACCAGCAUCCUUUUAUUUCUUUUCUUUUUUUUUUCUUUUUUUCUUUUUUUUUUGCAAAGUUACAAUUUAUUAAUUUUGCCCUUAACUUCUGAGGUGUCUGGAACACAGUGCAGAGACAGAAAACAUCUACCAAAUGUAGGGAAAUAUAAACUUCAGUAUAGGAGAUUAAAAAGUGCGGCUUGACAGAUGUUUUGCAAAUUUAGCUUAAUUUACAGAUAUCACACAGGAAUCCGCAUCCAGUCAAAUCCAUCCACCUCCAGGGCAUGAAGAACCAAUCCAUCUCCUAAAAAAAGAGAAAAGCUUCUUUAUGAAAAUAAAGCAUCAGAUCGAGAACAUUUUCAGUUAACUGAUCCUGAUAAUAGUGAGUUAAAAUUUUUCAAAAACCCAGGGCUGUGUUUGUAUGCAAUGGACAUGGACCAAGAGGGUCAUUUGUGCCUGAUUCUCAUCAUGGACAGUACACAUGGAAACUGGGGAGGUAGGCUGAGGAGGGCAUUCAAGGGUAAUGCUCAUAAAGUGGGAUUUGUGACUGCUGCUAAUGAGACAAAUAUCAUCAGUGAUCGUAACGAGGCAAAGCAAGUCAGAAAUGGAUUGCAAAAGUACAAUUAAACUCUUUUGGAGUAACUGCAUGAAGCCAAAAAAAGGAACAUAUAGCAGUGACAAAGUUUAGGAGCUCAGUGAAUGGGCCAAACGUCACACAGCAGAGGUGGAGAGUAUUGACAUUCAAGGCCUGUUUAGAAGCCAAGAAGAAGAGCACUGAAUACAAGAUGGACUGAGUGAACUGAAAUCCAGGAAGUUAUCAAGGAGAAUGAAUCUCUCCAUUAGACUGAAAAGUGAAGUCUUCAAAUAUUGAAUACUGAAUGUUAAAAUGCAAAACCUGACAAAGAGUAAACCAAAGUUGAGUUGACCGAGGGAGAAACUGUUGAAGAAAAAAAGAAGGCACUAGAAGAUAACGGGGACAAGGAGAAGAAAGCUCUGAAGGAGACAAAGAAAAAGGGGAAAGAAUCAAUCUUAAAGGUGUAGGAAGAAAACAAGAAACUCAAGAAAGAAAAGAGAACUAAAGGAGCAUAAAGUACCAAUGAAGGAGAAUAACCAACUGGACGAGCAAAGAAGAGAAUUUGACAAGACCAAAGAAAACUCUGGAGAGUGUAUCAUGAGCUGGAGAAGUCCAAGAAAGAUCUGCAAGAAUUAAAAGUGUAGACAAUAAGAAAAUGGAGGAGAGUAAGAAAUAUCUGAAGGAGUAUAAUAAGAAACUUGAGGGUGAGUUGAAAACAAUGGAGGAGGAAAAGAAACAACUGGAGGGUAUGAGGAACUGGAGGAGUCAAAGAAAGAUCUGGAGGAGGUGAAGAAAGGAUUACAAAAAAAUAAAAAAGUAAUGAAUGAGAAAAAUGCAGAACUAGAGAAGAAGAAAAAGACUUGGAAGAGACAGAGGAUUAGAGGAACAAGAAGACAGGAACAAGCUGUCAGAGGACAAGAGAAAGUUUAAAGAUAAAGAUUAGAGGAACACAAGAAAGCACUGAAAAAGACUCCAAAAGAUUGAGAGGGAGGAAAGACAAGAAAAGACAAGAAAGAACAAAUGGUAAAAGAAAGAAAAAGAGGAAAGGAAAGAGGAAAAGGGAGGUUUCACAAGAUCCUUUAUACGUGUUUUUUUUACUAUGUUUUAGUGAAAAUAAAGAUACAGUAGAUUGUGAUAUAAAAUGUUGGCAGACUGUACACUUGAAAUUAUAUUAAGGUUAUUAAAGUUUGGUAUAGUAGCCUACAGUAAAACUUUCUCAGAUCUAUCCAGUUGCCAACUAAUUGACCUUGCGAAUGAUAGCAGGACUGUCUAGAGAGCAGAAAUCUUCUGUUUCCAUAUGAAAGUCGGUUCCAGACAAAGGGGGGGAUUUUCCUAGCUACCUUUUGCUCUGGGAAAAGGGUUUGCUCAUUAGAAAUUGCGAUGUUUAGUGAUUGUUGGUAUACAAUAUAAUUGAGUCAUGGAUUUUUUUUUUAAUUUAAUAGAUAACUACACGUGAGGAAAAGAACUGAUUAUUACAGUGUUUAUACGGUGGAAAAUUGAACACAGCAAGGAUAAUACGAUUUUUUUCACUGUAUAUUUUCUAAGGUUAAUGAAACGUACAAUCCGGCUUCCGUAAUUCCCUAAUUCGCGCAUGCGCAAUUCAAAUCUGGCGGUGCAUGCUCGCCUUACGUCCGGUAGGGACAGUCGGCCACGGCAACACCAACAGAAUACAACAUGCCGAAGAAAAACACACUGCCUUCUGAAACACUGCAGAUCCUUGAAUCUCUGUGGGCACAGGGAAUGCAGAACUGCAGCACAAAUGAGAACAAACUGAAAAUCCAGCAGGCAUCACUGGCAACAGGUCUUGUGGAUGAAAGAAUAAAGUGUUGGAUUUACAGCAGGAACCGAAAGAAGAGGAAGGAUGAUGAUGGAGGACAAUCAAAAGAAAACAAGUCAUUUAGCACCUCAACGAAGACAGAGACAUGCACUGAAGAUAUCACAAAUAGUGUUUUUGAAAAGAUGACUCAAGAUGAGACAGAGGAGGUCGACUCUGAAUUCAGCAGGCUGGCACAGGGAGAAGCGUAUCAGGACUCAUCAUCAUCAGAUGAAGAGAGUCAACAAGGAGCAGCUGCUCAACUUAUAAGAGGCAUUGAGGGAAAGGUUCGAGAGCUCCAGGCCUGUGACUGUGAUGUUAUUGUCAUGGUUUACAACCACAACAGCAGGUACCUUUCUACAACUGGGACACCGAGAGCACUGGACUUCCUACGCUCUCAGGAUCCAGGCAUUGAUUUCCAGUUUGCAGCAGCUUUAUCUACCUCUUCUUGAGAUUUGUAUUUUGAACUCAGUAACAUCAUCACUCAGGCAGUGAGUUGGAUGUUGUGCUCAUGGGACCUUUGAACUCUUCAGAAUAUCAGAUCCUGAACUGCUGACAUGUUAAUGCUUUCUGAAACCUGCUGUGAUAUUUGCAACACUUAAAAGUUGUUUAAUUUAACUGUGCAACAAAGAACAGCAACCAUCUUACCCUGAAUGCAUAUAUGCAGUUAUUUGAUGUGGCCACUGGAGAGUUUUAUGAACCAGUACAGUAAUUCUGAACAUACAGAAGCUAAAGUGUCAACAGAUUUUCAGAACUAACUGGAUAUUCUUCUACUGUGUAAUGUCUGUCUCGUUUGUGUUAUGAUAGUUAUUUGAAACAUAUAUUAGUCUAUAUUAAUUGUCAUCAGAGCUGAGGAAUGUACAUGGACGAAUGGUGGAACAUCUUCAGCAACCCAACAAGUCCAGUGUCUUCUUGUUUCAACUUUGUUUUUUGGAUUUAUUUGAAGCUGGAAAAUAAAUGCCUACUUUGUCUCUGAA
Molecule: messenger RNA, 5988 nt
Organism: Mugil cephalus (flathead mullet)
Lineage: Eukaryota; Metazoa; Chordata; Actinopteri; Mugiliformes; Mugilidae
Gene: prelid3b
Product: PRELI domain containing 3
Exons: 10
Coding region: 138-719 (193 amino acids)
Biological process (GO): phospholipid transport
Cellular component (GO): mitochondrial intermembrane space
Molecular function (GO): phosphatidic acid transfer activity
Source: RefSeq, a predicted model, not a curated record